Messenger RNA from Pantherophis guttatus, 3092 nucleotides. The record is from RefSeq and is a predicted model, not a curated record. Lineage: Eukaryota; Metazoa; Chordata; Lepidosauria; Squamata; Colubridae.
CAUCAGGCAUCUCAUCCCUCAUCCGAAAGCUGGGAAGCAGCAACAGGAGGAGGAGCUUCUCAACUGUCUGACUUGAUCCAGCAGGAUCUGGGCACUUAACCUCUCAUGACCACUGGCCCCUCGACCCGUAGAAUGGGCGUUCAGAUUUAGACUCUUGGAUUUAAAGCAAUACUGUGAGAAACUAUCUGAGAUUGUAUAUAAGCAUGGGGACCCCUGGCUCAGGAAGGAAAAGAACUCCAAUGAAGGACAGAUUUUCUGCAGAAGAUGAAGCCCUAGGUCAUAUUGCUAGAGAGGCAGAAGCACGCCUUGCAGCCAAACGUGCAGCCCGAGCGGAAGCAAGGGAUAUACGCAUGAGGGAAUUGGAGCGCCAACAAAAAGAACUUUCUCAGCGUUCUUAUGAUAGAAAAUGGGGACAUAUCCAGAGGUGGAUGGAAAAUUCUGAGAAGACUAGCCAUUCAUGUCAGUCCAGGUGGCAGCCAGACCUGGGAGUUGGUGAUUUGGUAUCCUCUCAAAACAUUGGUAGUCACAGGAGCCUUUCCUUGGAUGUCAGUGGGUCCCACAGGAAUAGACCAAGUAACUCCAGGAAAAGAGAUCUAAUGAGUGGAUUUUAUCACGACCAGCGAAAUUACAGCAGUCUUAGACAUAGCAAAGUACUUCCUUCUUAUCAGCCUCGGUCAUCAUCUCUAUACAAUGAACCUCUGGCAACCACUAAGAAUUACAGGGCUUCUCCAGAUGUAAACACUGGUUUGAUAAGAAGUACCAGUUUGGCAUCAUUAUAUGAUGAUGGAUUGUAUAAAUGUUACAGUAAUCGUCCUCCUUCAGAAUAUAGUUAUUACUCUUCAAGAGCAAGUUCAGCCCGAAGUAGUCCAGUGUUUACAGAUGAUGAAUCAAGCAACAUUGCAUCCUCUGACCAUUCUGUACAAAGUCGCAGGGAUAGUGUGUCAAGUGAUUUUCAUCAUCAUGGGGAAACUGCAGCUGAUUAUUUUAGCCGCACUAAUCGUAGGGGAAGCAUUGUUUCUGACUUGGGUGAUGUCAGCAUUCCAGACAUGAACAAUCUUGAAGAGAAGACUGACAAACCAUAUUCUGAUUUAUACACAAGGCCAGCAUCUCGCAAUUCAGCAACUCCUUUAAGUGGAAAUUCUUCUAGACGAGGAAGCGGAGAUACAAGCAGCCUAGUUGAUCCUGAUAUCUCGUUAAGUGAAUUGCGGGAUAUCUAUGAUCUUAAGGACCAGAUACAAGAUGUAGAGGGGAGAUACAUGCAGGGACUUAAAGAACUAAAGGAGUCACUUGCUGAAGUUGAAGAGAAAUACAAGAAAGCCAUGGUUUCUAAUGCCCAGCUUGAUAAUGAAAAAAACAAUUUAAUCUAUCAAGUGGAUACUCUAAAAGAUGUCGUUGAGGAAAGAGAAGAGCAAUUAGCAGAAUACUAUAGGGAAAAUGAAGAAAAGACUAAGGAAUUGGAAAGACAGAAACAUAUGUGCAGUGUUCUACAGCAUAAAGUAAAUGAACUCAAAGAAAGCCUUUGCCAAAGAGAUGAACUAAUAGAGGAGAACCAGCGCAUGCAGCAGAAAAUAGAAUCUAUAUCCAAAGAGGUGUUUGACCUCCAGGAGACAGUUAAUUGGAAAGAUAAAAAAAUUGGGGCUCUAGAGAGACAAAAAGAAUAUUUUGACUGCAUUAGAAUUGAGCGAGAUGAGCUCAGAGAUGAGCUGGCUAACCUGAAGGAAACAAUGAAGAGAGGAGAGAAUCAUGGAUUAGUAAUAAUCCCAAAUUGUGAUAUUAAUCAUGAACCAGUAAUUGGUGCAAUUACAGUUGUAUCACAAGAAGCUGCUCAAGUUUUGGAAUCAGCAGGGGAAGGACCACUAGAUGUUAGGCUACGAAAGCUAGCAGGAGAAAAGGAAGAGUUAUUGUCACAGAUUAAAAAACUGAAAUUGCAAUUGGAAGAAGCACGGCAGAAAUCUUCUAGGAAUGAAAGCACAAAUUCUGAUUUAACAGGACUGGAAAAUGGUUCUGAUUUGCAAUUAAUUGAAAUGCAGAGAGAUGCCAACAGACAAAUAAGUGAUUUCAAAUUUAAACUUUCAAAAGCUGAACAAGAUAUAACUACUUUGGAACAAAAUGUUUUAAGACUUGAAGGACAGGUGGUGAGAUAUAAAACUGCUGCAGAAAACGCAGAAAAAGUAGAAGAUGAACUGAAAGCAGAAAAGAGAAAACUUCAGCGAGAGUUAAGAACAGCAUUGGAUAGGAUAGAAGAGAUGGAGAUGACCAACAGUCACUUAGUGAAACGGUUAGAGAAAAUGAAGGCAAAUCGAACUGCACUGCUAUCUCAACAAUAGAAAUGAAACAAAAGAAUGCACUGCUCCUUGAAAUGCUUGAGCUUAUUUUAAUACAGACUCCUUGGCAUAAAUUUGAAAACAAAGCUGUUCAGUGAAUUUGUUUCAUAAGUGGCAAUAUUUUAACUUGAGCAAAUGGGAAAAAGCGCUUACAUCUUUAUGCCGGUGAUGAGUUUUAGCAGCUUAAUUCAAAAAUCUGAUGGAGCCCAAUAUCUAUGGUUGACUUACUUUAUAUAAAUUACUAUUUUCACACUUGUGAAAUCAAGUUUAUUCUCUGAAUUAUUUUCAACUGCUUUAAUGCUUGGUGCUUGGAAAGAGAUCCACGAAUUCAAGAGUAUGCUGCACAACAAACUAAUCAAUAACAUGCUCAAGAUUAUCAUAUGGCACAAGUGCCUUUAAUAUAGUGCAAUGAGUACUUCAGAGAGUAGAACAAAAUAUAAUAUGGAAUCAAAUACCAUUUAUUUUAAAAUACAAUUGGAAUCUUGUUUGCUAAAUUUUAUACAUUUUGAUGGAAAACACUUUUGUACAAUAUUUAAAUUUAUAUAACAUAGAAAUGAUUACACAAUCUGCUUUAUCGCAUGGUGAUGCACACUUUGAGAUUUCAAUUUUGAACAAAACCAUCUCUAUUAUUAAUGUAAGACUAGUGAGCAAGAUUUGUUUUUGUACAGUGUGUAAAACCUGAUGUGUGUGAUGCUUAAGUGUGGAGUGAAAUAUGGGUGGGAGAAAUGUGGCAGGUACAAACCUAUUAAAUGGACACUUUGCAUACCA